AUGGCCACCACUAUUCGUAACAUCAAGAGCGUGCUUCCAACACUUGACAGAAUCCUUGUGCAGCGUUUCAAGCCACAAGAGAAGACAGCGAGUGGUUUGUACUUGCCUUCGUCAUCAACUGCAUCUCCGCUUCCAGAAGCUACCGUCAUCGCUACCGGUCCAGGUAUUAGAGACUCCAAGACUGGUGACAAUGUCCCUAACUCUGUAAAGUCUGGCGACAAGGUCUUGUUGCCAGGCUGGGGAGGUUCUUCCAUCAAAGUUGGCGAGGAGGAAUACUAUUUAUUUAGAGACUCUGAGAUCCUCGCAAAGAUUCAGGAAUAA
Messenger RNA from Wallemia ichthyophaga EXF-994, 321 nucleotides. RefSeq lists its product as uncharacterized. Gene Ontology annotation, molecular function: protein-folding chaperone binding; metal ion binding; ATP binding. The record is from RefSeq and is a predicted model, not a curated record. The transcript has 2 exons. The coding region runs from base 1 to 321 and encodes 106 amino acids. Lineage: Eukaryota; Fungi; Basidiomycota; Wallemiomycetes; Wallemiales; Wallemiaceae. Gene Ontology annotation, cellular component: mitochondrial matrix.